This is a messenger RNA of Oldenlandia corymbosa var. corymbosa, 4818 nucleotides long. The record is from the annotation of a GenBank genome assembly. Lineage: Eukaryota; Viridiplantae; Streptophyta; Magnoliopsida; Gentianales; Rubiaceae.
CCCAAUUUUUGCUAAAAUAUACUCCUAUUUUGAAUCUUGCUGGCUACAACUUUCUGCAAAAUAAAAGAUUUCGGUUCCGUGGAGAUUAGUCUGAGCGUGAUACGUCCUUGCUUACUAAUUACGUCAUGGUUCCUGUAUCGAAAAUGAAACCGGGCAUUAUUGUGGAUUGAUAUUUUGGAGCAAAAUAGGCAGAAAGAUCAAAUAAAAGUUGCAGUGCUAAUCUGUGGCACGUUUUGAUGCUGUAGAUCGAUGAGGUCAGAUCGUCGUUAAGGGAGUACUUCCAUUCAGUUAAACUUCCAUCUCCAGCUCUAUUGUUUUACUACAUUUUUUGCUCAUGUAAUUUAGUUCGUAGUUCAUUUCUCUACACCUUUGACAAGUUGCAUUUACAUACCUUUUUUUUACACUCUCAAUCUUCGUUUUUUUAGUGUAUAUACCAUCACGAAUCUUCUUAAUUCAUUCUCUGUUUAUUACUCCCUUUGUCCUAGCAGAAUAAUUUACCUUGUCGAAAUAGACUAUUUUUAUAGGACGAAUCGAGAAAUAAGAACAGGAUUGAAAAAGCUUUGAGUGGCUGAUUUCUUGAUUCGAUCUUACAAAUUACUAACGUGCAAUUCUAAUUUUUUUUUUCUUACUUGUAGUUUGGUCUUCGUCUGUGGAUCAGAUUUUGAAAGCAAAAGAAAAUUAACUUCUGAUAUGAAUUUUUCCAGUUGCUAGUUUUUCUAUUGACUGUUUUUAGUCGUAAAUACCAUCUGAUCACUACUCAGUAUUGAGUUACUGGAUAGCCAGAAAGGCUAGAUUAAAUAAUCCAGUUUCCCUUUGUUUGCUUGAAUUUAUAGACCUUAAAUGGAGAGUGUGGUGGAGGAGAGUGGUCCAAGUGAAGAACAUCACUAUGUCUCUGCUGCGACUUCUCCUCCUGCGCCAGUACCGGAUGCCAACAAUGCGAAUGCCGAGAAAGAAGCGAAGAAACCUACCCAUACCGUUUCAUUUGCGAAGUUAUUUGGCUUUGCAGAUUCUUCCGACAAGCUUCUCAUGAUGGUUGGUACCGUUGCUGCCAUUGGGAAUGGCUUGAGACUUCCCCUCAUGACCAUUUUGUUUGGUCAAUUGACUGAUUCUUUCGGACAAACUACAACUAGCGGAGAUGUGGUUAAAGAGGUUUCCAAGGUGUCUCUAAAAUUUGUUUAUUUGGCUCUUGGGGCUGGUGCAGCUGCAUUCCUCCAGGUGUCCUGUUGGACGAUCACUGGUGAGAGACAAGGUGCUCGAAUUCGGAACCUUUAUCUGAAAAUGAUUUUGCGCCAAGAGAUCGGUUUCUUCGACAAAGAAAUCAAUACAGGAGAAGUUAUUGGUAGGAUAUCCAGUGACACUGUUCUCAUACAAGAUGCUCUUGGGGAGAAGGUGGGCUUGUUUAUACAGCUGGUGUCUACAUUCAUCGGAGGUUUUGUGGUGGCGUUUGUAAAGGGAUGGCUUCUUGCGCUCGUCCUCUUGACAUCCCUCCCUCCCCUUGUUAUAGCCGGUAGACUUAUGGCCCUUGUUAUAUCUCGGAUGGCUUCGCAUGGGCAAAAUGCUUAUUCGGAAGCAGCCACUGUAGUUGAGCAAACCGUUGGAUCAAUUAGAACAGUGGCAUCAUUUACUGGGGAAAAGCAAGCUGUGGCCUCUUAUGAGAAAUCAUUGGUAAAAGCUUAUAAAUCAGCUGUAAAAGAAUCAAUGGCUUCUGGCUUAGGUCUUGGAUUAGUUAUGGGCAUUGUCUACUGCAGCUAUGCUUUGGCAAUUUGGUUCGGAGCAAAGUUGAUAGCUGAGAGAAAAUAUACAGGCGGUGAAGUAGUUAAUGUGAUCAUUGCAGUUAUGACCGGUUCCAUGUCUCUGGGGCAGGCUUCUCCGUGCAUGACUGCAUUUGCGAGUGGUCGCGCUGCAUCUUACAAGAUGUUUCAGACCAUAAAUAGAAAACCAGAGAUAGAUACAUAUAAUGCUCGAGGAAAGAUUUUAGAUGACAUUCGAGGAGAUAUUGGGUUAAAGGAUGUAUACUUUAGUUAUCCUACCAGACCAGAUGAACAAAUUUUCAUUGGAUUUUCCAUGUUCAUACCUAGUGGCACUUCUGCAGCUUUAGUUGGCCAGAGUGGAAGUGGUAAGUCAACUAUCAUUAGCUUGAUAGAGAGAUUCUAUGAUCCCCAAGCUGGUGAAGUUGUAAUUGAUGGAACAAACCUUAAGGAAUUCCAACUCAAGUGGAUCAGGGGAAAGAUAGGUCUUGUUAGUCAAGAACCUGUACUUUUUACAGCUAGUAUCAAGGAUAACAUAGCAUAUGGAAAAGACGGAGCCACUACUGAAGAGAUUCGAGCUGCAAUAGAGCUAGCUAAUGCUGCCAAGUUCAUUGAUCAGUUGCCUAAGGGACUUGACACUAUGGUUGGAGAGCAUGGUACUCAGCUCUCUGGCGGCCAGAAGCAGAGACUUGCAAUAGCGAGGGCGAUUCUAAAAGAUCCACGAAUUCUACUUCUAGACGAGGCAACCAGUGCAUUGGAUGCGAAUUCUGAAAGGAUAGUUCAAGAGGCCUUGGGUAGAGUUAUGGUUAACAGAACAACUGUUGUCGUUGCCCACCGUCUCAGCACUGUGAGAAAUGCUGACAUGAUUGCAGUCAUUCAUGGAGGAAAGAUAGUUGAAAAAGGUACGCAUUCUGAACUGAUCGAAGAUCCUGAAGGAGCUUACAGUCAACUUAUUCACAUGCAAGAAGUAAACAAAAAUGUGGAAGACAAUGCUGAUGAAAAAGGAAAAUCAAAGAUCAUUAUUGAACCCAGCAGACAGUUUAGCAAAACAUUGUCAGCCCGACGUUCCAUCAGCCGUGAAUCUUCUGCUGCAGUUGUCAGUCAUAGAUCCUCUGCCAAUAGCAAAAGACAUUCUACCUCAUUUGGUUCACCUACAGGAUUGCCUACUUCUGAAACUCAACAUGAAGUACUAGAAAAGCCUCCAACAGUUUCUAUUUAUCGCCUUGCUGUUCUCAACAAGCCAGAAAUUCCAGUGAUCAUUCUUGGGGCUAUAGCUGCAGUUAUUAACGGGGCAAUUCUCCCUGCAUUUGGUGUAUUAUUGUCUAACGUGAUCAAAUCAUUUUAUGAGCCACCCCAUAAACUAAGAAAGGAUUCACGAUUUUGGGCAAUAAUGUUUGUGGUCUUGGGAGCAAUCUCAUUAGUAGCCUAUCCAACAAGGACAUAUCUGUUUGGUGUGGCUGGAGGAAAAUUGAUUAGACGUAUUAGAUCAAUGUGUUUCAAGAAGGUAAUCAAUAUGGAGGUUGGUUGGUUCGAUCAGCCAGAGCACUCAACCGGAUUUAUCAGUGCAAAGCUCUCUGCCGAUGCAUCACUAGUACGCGCGCUAGUUGGCGAUGCCCUUGCACAGUUGGUUCAAAAUAUGGCAUCUGCGAUUAUUGGUUUGGUUGUUGCAUUUUGUGCGAGUUGGCAGUUAUCACUGAUAGUCCUGGCCAUGGUACCUCUCAGAGCAGCGAGCGAAUAUGUGCAAGUUAAGUUCAUGAAAGGUUUCAGCGCUGAUGCAAAGAUGUCAUAUGAGGAAGCAAGUCAGAUUGCAAUCGAUGCGAUUGGAAACAUACGAACUGUUGCUUCAUUUUGUGCCCAAGAGAAAGUGAUGAAAAUGUACGAGAAGAGGUGUCAAGGGUCCUUGAAGAAAGGAGUUCGACAAGGGAUGCUUAGUGGCAUUAGCUUUGGUUUGUCUUUCAUGUUCAUUUUUCUUGUCUACGCUGCCAGCUUUUAUGCCGCUGCUCAUCUUGUUCAGGCUGGGAAAAUCACAUUUUCAGAUGUUUUUCGUGUUUUCUUCGUAUUGAGCAUGGCAGCUGUGGCAAUAUCUCAAUCGAGCACAAUGGAUUCUAGCAAAGCUAAGAGUGCUGUGGCUUCAAUAUUUUCUAUCCUUGACAGGCAAUCGAGAAUUGAUCCAAGCAAUGAGUCUGGGAUGACAUUGGAAAAUGUUAAUGGAGAAAUUGAUUUUCGGCAUGUAAGUUUCAAGUAUCCAACCAGGCCAGAUAUUCAAGUAUUUAGUGACCUCUGCUUAACCAUUCAGAGUGGCAAGACAAUUGCUUUGGUUGGAGAGAGCGGAAGCGGAAAAUCGACUGUGAUUCAGUUGUUGCAAAGGUUUUAUGACCCAGAUUCAGGUUCUACUACUCUCGAUGGGAUUGAAAUUCAUAAGUUCCAAGUGAAGUGGCUAAGGAGACAAAUGGGACUUGUGAGUCAAGAACCAAUCCUAUUCAACGAUACAAUCCGAGCCAACAUUGCCUACGGCAAAGAAGGCAAAGCCACAGAAGCUGAAAUAGUAGAAGCAUCCGAGCUAGCAAAUGCACACAAGUUCAUUAGUGGCUUACAACAGGGGUAUGAUACAAUAGUAGGAGAACGAGGAGCGCAGUUAUCUGGUGGUCAAAAACAGCGAGUUGCAAUUGCACGAGCGAUAGUGAAAAAUCCAAAAAUAUUAUUGUUAGAUGAAGCUACAAGCGCAUUGGACACAGAAUCAGAGAAAAUAGUUCAAGAUGCAUUAGAUAAUGUAAUGGUGAACCGAACCACAAUUGUUGUGGCGCAUAGGCUUUCAUCAAUAAAAUGCGCUGAUAUAAUUGCAGUAGUGAAGAACGGAAUGAUAGUUGAGAAGGGAGAUCAUGAAUCUCUUUUCAACAUAAAGGAUGGAUUUUAUGCAUCCUUAGUUGCGCUUCAAAGCAAUAAUGCUCUACUGUAAAUCCUUCCUUCUUUUAUCAUUAACUAGUUUGAACCUUAAGCGUUCUGUGACUGUAUAUUAGAUUCGACUUUCAAAUUUCAACAUUAUAUCUCUUGUAUGAAUAGAGUGUUAUAG